Acanthopagrus latus (yellowfin seabream) is the source of this 1560-nucleotide messenger RNA. RefSeq names its product alpha-1-antitrypsin-like protein CM55-ST. The coding region runs from base 168 to 1496 and encodes 442 amino acids. NCBI's taxonomy places the organism in Eukaryota, Metazoa, Chordata, Actinopteri, Spariformes, Sparidae. The record is from RefSeq and is a predicted model, not a curated record. The transcript has 7 exons. Gene Ontology annotation, molecular function: serine-type endopeptidase inhibitor activity. Gene Ontology annotation, biological process: negative regulation of endopeptidase activity.
UUAGGAGUCGGUCUCCCCACCUGGGCACAGGUGAUCUGAAUCCCCUGCAAUAAGACACGAGGAAAAAACAACACAAACAAAGAGAAAUAGCAAGUCUCAAUCAAACUAUUGGAGUGCUACAUUGAUACGAGAAUACUGUCAGGUGGUUUUGUUGUGAGGCUCCAAAAAUGUUUAGUGGACUUCACUUGCAGGGACUUUCCAUCAUCAUAGGGGGGUGCUUCGCUGGAUGUAUCGUGAACCAGAAGAAGCUCACGAUGAUGCGUGCAGCCCUGUGUAUCUGGAUCUUGUCGGCAGUGAUCUGCGUGGGUAGAGGUCAUGUCAUCGUCAAACACCAGGCAGAGCAGGACACUGCAGCUGACAGCAGGGACAACACUGUCUCUCUGGUGAACGCAGCAAACAAAGAGUUUGUCUUCCAUCUGUACAGGAAGUUAGCGGCUCAUGCUGACUCGCAAGGCAAGAAUAUCUUUUACUCCCCGUUUAGUGUGUCCACUGCCUUGGCUGCCUUGUCUGUAGGAGCUCGGGGGGAGACCCACCGGCAGCUUUUCAGCGGUCUCGGUUACAACAACACCCUGCUGACACAGGAAAAUGUAAACCAGGCCUUUCAGAUGCUCCUCGAAAGGGCAAAUGAGACAACUCGUGACUUCAUCAGCUCGGGGACCGCUGUAUUCAUAGACAACAAAUUCAAGCCGCGGCCUGAGUUCCUGGAGGCCUUGAGGCAGUCCUACCUUGCAGAUGGGUUCAGCGUUGACUUCACCAAAACCACAGACAGUGAAAAUACCAUCAAUGAGUAUGUGAAGGAGAAGACCAACGGGAAGAUAGACAAGCUGGUCAGCAAUCUGGAUCCAAACACAGUCAUGUAUCUCAUCAGUUACAUCUACUUCAAAGGAAAGUGGGCGAACCCCUUUGAUCCCCAGCUCACCAAGGAGGACAUGUUCAACGUGGAUGUGAACACCCAGGUUCCAGUCCAGAUGAUGAAUAUGGAGGAGGAACUUCAUUCUUAUUACGACCAGGGGAUUAACACAACAGUCCUCCACCUCCCCUUCAACAGCUCCUACUCCAUGCUGCUGUUGCUGCCAGACAACAUGGCAAUGCUGGAGAAUGAGAUUUCCAGAGGUCAUGUCACCAAAUGGUUAAAAUGGAUGAGGCCCAGGACAUAUAAUUUAUACGUUCCAAAGUUCUCCAUUAAGAACUCCUACUCACUGAAUGAUGUGUUGACUGGAAUGGGAAUGACUGACAUGUUUGGUGAUCGUGCAGACUUAAGCGGCAUUUUAGAGGGGCAAAAACUGGCAGUCUCCGAGGUUGUGCACCAGGCUACUUUGGAUGUCGACGAGGCUGGAGCCACUGCUGCAGCUGCCACUGGUAUCGGCAUCAUGCUUCUCUCUUACCGCCACGUCCCUGUCUUGAAAUUCAAUCGUCCAUUUAUGGUCAUCAUCACUGAACAUAACACAGAAAACAUACUCUUCAUGGGCAAGAUUCUGAACCCAAAGAUGGAAUAAACACUUUUGUGUUUACAGAAGCACAGCUGUUGCAUCACAUAUAAAGUUCUCAGAAAAACCCUGG